AUGGAGCAACGGAAAGACAAAUCUGACCACAAUGACAAGCUUCUGGUGCCAGAAACAGAUUCGGAAGACGACAACAUCUCCAUCGACGUCGUGAAUUGGAGCGACAGUGACGACACAAAUGAUUCAAACAUCAAAAAAGACAAAAAGGUUGAGAAAGCCAAGAAAUACAAACAUGCUACAGCUUCUUCUACACCUUCAGAUGCCAAAGAAGCAGCAGAUACAGUAAAAGAAAAGACAGCCAAGAAGCCCAACAAAACACGUGACAGAAUCGACGAGAUGACAGACAUGAUGCGCAACUUCUUGACUCCAUUGUCCCCAAGCUCGUCGCUGACUUCUGUCGACGCUUCGGUCUUCGCAACCGAGUUCAUGAAUAGUGCGAUGACGAAAGAGGGGAACUUCAAUUCGGAUUCUGGAGUCUCGUCAGACAACAGCAGAGCAUCGACGAGGUCCAACAACCCUUUCUGGAUGACGUAUUUUAUGAACGAAAUCAAGCGUCUAGUGCCCGCUCCCCUCGACCCAACUGUUCUCAUGAUGCUGGCCAAUCAGACGUCGUCACAGUAUUCUGGGUAAGAUUUUACUUGUUUAUUUAUGUUACCUUCUGGUUGUAUUUGUGCAAAUACAUAUGUGUAGACAUUUAAAGUAAUCAUUUAUUUCUUUAGAUUCUCAGAUGCAUCACAUACGAUGCCAAUGGGUACUGCUGGUACCAGUUCGUCCAUGUUUCCUCCACAAAUCCCUAAUGUCAUUCAAAACUUCCAAACCCACCCUGCUGCCUUCCCGGCUUCUGGAGAUGGUGCUACACCCACCGACAAGCCGAGACAAGCUCCAAGCGACUCUUCGUCUGGUUCGUGUAAGUACUAUAACAUGUUUUUUAAGUUUGAUUACCUUUUGCUAAAAAAAUUUUUGUUUCAUUUUACUUUAUCUUAUUUUUAAUAUGCAUAAUUAUUGUGUGAACAAAAGUUUUCAAUUUUAGCGUCGCUACCAGGCUGUGAAGCCUUUACCUCAACAUCUACCAACUUCCCAAGUGGUACCCUCACAGCGCCACAAAUGUCAUCUCCAUAUGUGGCCAACCCCAAUAUGCCACAAAAGAACGACGGUAAGCCUGGAAUGUUCCCAAACUGGUCCAAACCACCAAUGAAUCCAGCGUAUUUGCAACCCCGCCACGCCGCCAAUCCGUAAGUAUUACUGUAACAUUAAAGGAGUUUAGCAGCUAGUACCUAAAAAGUUACAAUUUCUAGCACAACUGCAACUUUCUCAGUUUUAUAUGUAUUUUCCUUAUUUAGUCCUUCAGAACUAAUAAAGGCAAACGUAAAGACCACUAGUGAGUAGAACUCAGGUUUAUGUAAGAAAUUCAAAUUUCAAGCAAAAUCUUAUAGUACGUAGUACCAUAUAACACUAACUUAUACAAAUUCAGGUUCUGUGUAAAUAUGCCACCAUACCCAAACGGCUUCAUGGUACCACCAUUCCAACCAGUGCGACCUCAACCGACUUCAGAUGUCGAGAUGAUCUGCGAAUGGGUAGAUGGAACGAGUCAGAUUCUGUGUGGGAAGGUCUUUAGAGGUCAACAGGACCUUGUUGAACAUCUAAAUGAACAUCUCCACAACCAAGAACAGUACUGGUGCCGAUGGAAGGGCUGUGACCGCGACAGAGCCUUCUCCGCUCACUAUAUGUUGGUGUUGCACAUGAGGAAACACACUGGGGAGAAGCCCAAUCAGUGCAAGGUAUAUUGUCAUUUUACAAUUAGAAAUUGUUUUAAAAUUUGUUUAUUGGUAUUUUUAACACUGUAACCUCGUGUUUUAGUUCUGCGACAAAGCGUACUCUCGGCUGGAGAACCUAAAGACACAUCUGAGGACUCACACUGGGGAACGGCCUUACAAAUGUGAAUUCGAAGGAUGUACCAAAGCUUUCAGUAACGCUUCUGAUCGUGCUAAACAUCUGAAUCGUACACACUCGAACAAGGUAAGGUCUUUUAGAGAUAUUCCUUAUUCCAGAUGUAGUAAUGUAGCUAACAAGGCAAUACCUAAUGUUUUAUAACACUUUUAACCAAAUACUAAUUUAAUUCAAUUGUAAACGUCGAGAGCACAAAGUCUGCACUUACUGACCUAAAUUGUAUCUCCUAAAGGUUAACACCUUUAAUUACAUUGUAGUAAACAGUUUAAUUUAUUGUUCUAGAAGCCGUAUGCUUGUCCUGUAGAAAACUGCUUCAAAAGCUACACAGACCCCAGCUCUCUUCGGAAGCACAUUAAGACCGUGCACGGUGAAGAAGCCUACGAAGUGGCCAAGAAGAACAAGCAACAGAACGGUCGAGGAGGAAACUACGGAUUCAUCGCCCAAAGCGAGCUUCCAUUCAAACUGAAGGAAGAUGGAGGAAGUGUGUCGCCUCCCAACAUCAGCAACAACAGUGCUGAGUACAAUAAUGUCAAGGUCGAAGGUAAGCCACAGAGUAUUUCGUUUUUAUUGUUGUCAAUGUUAUCUAGAUAGCAAUGGUAAUGUUAUAGUGUUUUCAAAGAUUGCCACAAUAUCCAUAAAAUGUUGUUUCGAGAAAUACUCUCAACCUACAAUAACAAAAUCGUAUCUUUCAGACUCCAAAGACUACGUCCAAAUCAUCAAACAGUUCCAUGCCAGAUCCUCUCGCAACAUAUCCCACCCUUAUCAACCGCCAAUAUCAAAUGUGCCAACCUACUACAACAACGCUGUCACUGCCGACUACAGUAAUCUCGACAACGGUGUAAUAUGUUUGAAAGCGACAACUUCGACGGUCAGCAGAUACCCAGGACUGGACGACCCUGAACUGGAAGAGUUCACCAACUCAAUCCUCAAUCUGAACAUUGGAAAGAAUGAGAACAGAAGGCUGAGCAACAUCAGCGACGACCUCAGAAGACGCGAUACAUCUGUGUCUAAGCAGCACUGUAAGUAUACUAAUCAGAACUCAAUUAUCUUCAACUUUACACGAUUUAAACAAUUGUCAUGACAGAUUACAAUACAUAUUCUUUUGUAUCAUUAAUGUUACUGUAAUAUAUGCUUUCACAUUGUGUCAUCAUAAUCACAUUAUAAAAACUUAUACUAAUAGCAGUAUUGUUAUAGGUAUCAUAGGUGUAAUCGCCGAAGAAGAGGAUGACUUGUACGAUAAUCGCCCCUCUAAUCCCACUCCAGAAUCCGCAUCCACUUCAGAUGACAGUAUCGACGAUACCCUCAGGGCAUUCAUACACAAACAGAACAAGUAUUUAUAG
This is a messenger RNA of Bursaphelenchus okinawaensis, 3227 nucleotides long. The record is from the annotation of a GenBank genome assembly. NCBI's taxonomy places the organism in Eukaryota, Metazoa, Nematoda, Chromadorea, Rhabditida, Aphelenchoididae.